Messenger RNA from Limanda limanda (common dab), 2442 nucleotides. RefSeq names its product coiled-coil domain containing 85A, like (gene ccdc85al). The transcript has 4 exons. The record is from RefSeq and is a predicted model, not a curated record. The coding region runs from base 86 to 1495 and encodes 469 amino acids. NCBI's taxonomy places the organism in Eukaryota, Metazoa, Chordata, Actinopteri, Pleuronectiformes, Pleuronectidae.
CGAGCGGGCAGCGGAUGCGAGCAGAGGUCGCCGACGAGCCUCUGAGUGUUUCCUGUCCCUUGUCGGUGCCGGAGGAGCCGUGCCCAUGGAGAAAGCCACCCCGCCGCCCCAGCCCCAGCUCCAGCUGUCCAUAGCCAAGACGGAGAGUCCGGCGGAGGACAUCUCCGGGCUGGCGGACGAGGACCUGGUUAAGUGGUCCAAGGAGGAGCUGGUGCGGCGGCUGAGGCGCUCCGAGGCCGACAAGAUGAGCGUGAUCCUGGACCACGGCAAUCUCAUCCGGGAGGUGAACCGCAGCCUCCAGCUGCACCUGAACGAGAUCCGGGGGCUGAAGGACAUUAACCAGAAGCUGCAGGAGGACAACCGUGAGCUGCGGGACUUGUGCUGCUUCCUAGACGAUGACCGCCAGAAAGGGAAGCGUGUCUCCAGGGAGUGGCAGCGCCUGGGACGAUACAGCGCCAGCAUAAUGCGCAAAGAGGUGACUCUCUACCUCCAAAAACUCAAGGAGCUGGAGCUGCGGCAGGAGGAGGUCAUCCGCGAGAACAUGGAGCUGAAGGAGCUGUGUCUGCUGCUGGACGAGGAGAAGGGAGUGGUGGGUGGAGGUGGUGGCGGCACUGGAAGUGGCAGUGUAGGGGGGGUAGGGAUGGGAGGGUGCCGCAACUCAAUAGACAGCCAGAAUAGCUUGCUGCUGGUGCCCGGGCAGGGGCUCCUGAUGAGAGAUGUAGGGGACGGGAGUAGCACCUCCAGUGCUGGGAGCGCCGACAGCUCCGACCACCCUCAUCACAAGCAGCCUCACCUGGCUGCAGCAGUGGGUGGAGUUGGGAGUGCUGGGGAAAAAAGGAGCCCUGAGCUUGUACAUAAACCCAGGUGUAGCAGCAUAAGUGGAUUAGCAGGCGACAGGGACAUGUCCAGUCCCGACUACCCGGCCGGGCGUCACCGGAGUACCAGCCUGGAGUACCCGUACACCCUGCCCCAGCUCAGCCGACCCCGCUGCGGCUCCAUAUCCGUGCCUGACCACAGUCGAGCCAUGCGAGGCCUCAGCCCGGAGAAAUACGGGAGGAACGUGGGGCGCCGCAGUCCAGAGCAGCACCCCAAGCAUCACAGCUCCGACCUCCUCCUGGGACAGAGGCAGCACUUCCUGGGCCAGGGGGGCAGUGGGGAGCUCUUUCAGAGGCACCACAGGAGCAGCAUCAGCAGCACGGGCUGUGGGAGCCCCGAGCCCCGGCAGGCACAUCUAGGGACAGUGGAGCAUCACGAAAAGGGCUGCGUGGUCCCGGGGGGCAGCCCCGAAAUCCACAGGCACCAGUACAGUAUGAGCCCUGACCAUGUGAAGUUCAGCAGCCCUGUGAGAGACGGGCAGAGGAGGCCGGCCGGAGACGAGCUGUCGCCACAUCACCGAGGCAUCUACAAUGGAAUGAAUGCUUUGAUAUCAGCCGGCUGCUGCACUAACAACUGUAGAAAUGUCAAGUUAUGGGACAGCUUCGAUGCCUCCUCUUGACCCCAAGUUGGACAGUUAUGCUCCUCAAUCAGAGGAGGGGUCGCGGCAGUACAGCCCUCCUGCAUCUCCGGCCUUGAUAGACACGGGGGCCCCUGGGUGCCUCUGUCCACAGCUCCACACGGUCCGUCGCCAAUGGCCUCAUCCAUGUCGGCAGCCCUGACACGGCAUGCCUCCAUUUUCUUUGUUUCUACAUAUCGAUGUUUAAGCGGAGGGGAGUGUCCUGAGAGAAUGCUGUUAACGUGGUUGGUACAACUCGUGAAGACUGCCACACCUAAACGGAUCGGAGCGGAUGUCUCUCCCUGCCAACUGUGACACAGCUACCUCCCAGAGAGCACCCAGAGAGACGGAGGGUGGGCGGCCGCGCUGGGGAUCGGUGAGAGGAGAUGGAAAGGGGGCUGUCCCCUGUUUACAAAUGUAGAUCAUUGGUGGAGAAGCACAGAAAUGAAACUUUCUACGCCCUGCUGUUCUAAACUUUAACUAUUUUGCUACAUACAUCUCUUCGAUCGAGUCCCACUCUCUCCCUCCUCUCUUUCAUCCUCAGACAUUCCUCAUCCAAAAUGUAUAAUGAGACUGGUGUAAUCUAACGUUCUGUCUCCCAUCUCCAAAUCCAGCCGAUCACACGAUCGCCAUCGUAUCCUCCUCCAUCCUCGUAAUUUUUUUCAGCCAUUUCAACUGAACUUUAAAAAAAAAAAAAAUCACAAAACAAAAAACACAGACGUCAAAGAUGAUCAAAGUGAAGAAAAAAAACCUUUUCCUGUGUCUUAAACCAACAUGGUCAACAUUACUAGCUGCUGACAGAUGUCUAGUUCUAUAAGAUGCAAUGUUCAGGUGUAAUUCUUCUUUUUUGUAUUUUCUUCUUUGCUCCCUUCAAGCGCCUAUAUUAUAGCUGGGGAGAAAAUUAUACAUUUCUCCAUGUUGUUUUUUUUUACAAGGAAGUGAAGUCCAAG